AUGGAGAGCGCGGACUUGGCGCGAUGGCAGCGCUUUGCCUCGAAAGGCGGAAUAGGGAAAUCCACUGCCCUUGUCGAUCGAAUUGCAGAGCGUGAUGGGGACCUCAUGUUUCUCAAGGACGAUGAGAUAGUAGUCCUCAUGCAAUUGCCUGAGGCAGGGUAUUACUUGGGAUUUUGUGAGGGCGUUGUUGGGCGUUUUGCUAUUACGGAUGUACAAGUGCAUGGUAAACUGAAACGCGCGGUUAUGGCUCGACGUCCCGCUUCCGGUAACCCUGCAUCCCCCAAUCCGUCUCCUAUUGCACUUGCUGCGACUCCCAGCCCCGCUGUACCCCAUACUACUACUCUAUUACCUCUGCGUGCAAGCGUAAACGAGACUAGUGUAUCUGGCCCACAUUCGAGCGAUAAUGGCACAGGCGUGUCUGCGUGGCUAGCCUCUCAACCGUCGCCUCCGUCUCAUGAGAACAUCCCCAUCACGGAAACCGAACCCGAGCCGCCGGUAUCGCGGAGAACAGAGUCUAUUUCAUUGCCGCACCCUUCUUCUCCACUCGACCCGCAGGAUUCUCCAUUACGCGAGAAGGACCCAGCUUCUUCAUUACGUCCGUCCAAAUCCCAGCGUACCUCCCCGUCAAGUUCUCCAUCAUCAUCAACCCGUAACCGUCCUCCGUUGCAUGUUGACACAUCGCCCCCUGUUUCUGUUCCCCAACGAGAAUCUCAGUCCUUGGCAAGCCUCGUAUCCACGGAAGCCAGUCCACUCUCAGACGAGUCUGUCUACUCCUUACACCGGGGACAGAGUGGCACGGAGAUUCAUCGGGAGCCUGAGCAUGGAGAGAAAGUCCCGCAAUUUCAGUCCCAAGCAAAUAUGCGCAGGAGCGAGGCUGGGAGCAUUCAGGGAUUUGCUAGCUCAUACCAACCAAAUCCGAACGAUGCUGAAACCGAGUCGCGUGCCGACAUGGAAUCUUCAAUCUCGCGGACAUCAACGCCGAGUAUCGGGGACCCAUUCCAGCACGAUCAGCCAAGCACAAGUAGCCAGCUUUCAUCCCCUACUCAACUUCGAGCGUUGCCUAGAACUACGAAUGACAGUGCCCGACCUGUUCAGGUAGUCAGAACGCCACGCGAAGGAGGUAUAGGGUCACGGGCCGAAGACGCCACUGCCUCUGGGUCUCGAGGAGAUAGUGAUAGCGAGAGUGAUUAUGGCCAACCGAGUGAAGACGAGGCUGAUGUCCCGAGUCAAUCACAUAGGGAGAGUCCGGGGCGAGAGCAAAGCCAGGGGUCAGCAACCAAAGCCACACGCAUGGAGGCGACGAGGGACUUUACCAGCCCCAGUUUGACAAAUUCGAGGUCGUCAACGCCACCAUUUGGAUUCGAACUUGACCCCACAACCAGUCUAUCACAGGACACGAGGUUUGGAGGCAAAGCUACGGGAGACACAUUGACCAGCGACUUGAAGGCCCCCACGGAGGAAACAAAGUUAGCAUUGACGAGCGAUGCCUCAAGUUCACCAGCCAAUAGCUCAAAGGAUGCUCAUUCAGAGACGGGGCCAAUCCAUCCGACAGAGGAAGGUAGCUCUGACAAUGAGUCUGACUACGGGGAGGAAGUGGGUCAGUCGGCUCUGGUUCUCAGGUCCCGCCCCCUGGCACACGAUGAUGAUAACGAUUUUGACCUUCCUCCCGUCCGACCGCCGUAUCACCGUGCUUCUACGUCUAUUCGCUCAAUUACGUCUUCAGAUGCGGGUGGAUACUAUGACGAUGCAAUUUACGAUCAUUACCGGUACUCUCAGAUAUCCAUGGCCGCUCGCAGUGUCCGUAUGUCAGUCUUUGGGGCUGAAGAAAUUCCACCUCUACCAAAUAGCGGAGAACUUGAGCGCCCACAAGGAUCGUUAUCCUCCCCUGGUUCUCAGAUUCAGUUCUCGCCUGGCCUGAAUGGCCCCAAAUCACCCAGUGUGCGAUCUCCGCUUGGGCAAGGAGAACCUGCUUCUCCUCGAUUAAUGGCUACGAACACUUCGCCACUCGCUGCUGGGCCAAUCUUUCAGACACAAAUGGCAACCCGAGAUAACUCCGGCGAAAUUAGACGAAACACUUGUUACUUCUCCUGGAGGACUUGGGCUUCCUCUCUCGCCUGGUGCCUCUGGUCCUCCUUCUCCGUUAUCCCUAAUCUUGCUAGUACACUGCGUCAGGUAAUAGAACAGCACCGUGCUCCCGAACCCGGAUUACAAGCACCACUCCAAGCAGAAAUUGUUGACCAAGAACCUAUGCUUGGAAGUCCUGCUGCGGUUAAUAGUCCACAACAAGGAUACUCAGCUUAUGAGCCUAGCCCCAUCGCUAGCCUACAGCGUCGUCCUUCGAGGUUCGCACCACACCCGAACGCACCUAAACCUGCUCAUAUGUUCGCCGCCAACGCCUCCACUGGAACCCAUUUGACAUCGCCCGCACAAGGAGAAUCCGACAAUCAUCCUCCGACAGGACCGCAGCACAUGCGACUUCAUGAUGCGUUGACUUUGGUCGUCCAGCGCCUCAGAAACAAUGGGAUGGCCGGUGGUACACCAACGAUCAUGGAAGAACACACAGCGAGCUCUCACUGA
Rhizoctonia solani is the source of this 2577-nucleotide messenger RNA. RefSeq names its product TBC domain-containing protein. Bases 1 to 2577 code for a protein of 858 amino acids. Gene Ontology annotation, molecular function: protein binding. The record is from RefSeq and is a predicted model, not a curated record. The transcript is spliced from 10 exons. Lineage: Eukaryota; Fungi; Basidiomycota; Agaricomycetes; Cantharellales; Ceratobasidiaceae.